Messenger RNA from Lacerta agilis (Sand lizard), 1426 nucleotides. RefSeq names its product saccharopine dehydrogenase (putative) (gene SCCPDH). Lineage: Eukaryota; Metazoa; Chordata; Lepidosauria; Squamata; Lacertidae. Gene Ontology annotation, cellular component: lipid droplet; mitochondrion; plasma membrane. The transcript is spliced from 12 exons. Gene Ontology annotation, biological process: glycolipid biosynthetic process. The coding region runs from base 108 to 1394 and encodes 428 amino acids. The record is from RefSeq and is a predicted model, not a curated record.
GGCUCCACCCCCUCCCCAUCGUCAGUCGAGGGUUGCCAGCCGUUGCGCAGCGCCUCUCCGCUUCUUCGCCUCGCGCCGUCUGAGUGCGGCGCCUUCUUCCCGUCCCCAUGGCGACCGGGCGGCCUUACCAGGUGGUGGUGUUCGGGGCGUCGGGCUUCACGGGUCAGUACGUGGCCCAGGAGGUGGCGCGGGUGGCCGGCGAGGAUGAGCUGCGCGGCUCGCUGCGCUGGGCCGUGGCCGGCAGGAACCGAGAGAAGCUGCAGGCGGCGGUCGAUAAGGCGGCCGAGAAGCUGGGGAAGACAGAGCUGAAGUCAGAAGUUGGCAUAAUACUGUGUGAUGUCAGUGAUCCAUCCUCUCUUGCUAAUAUGGCUAAACAAGCUGCUAUUGUUCUGAACUGUGUAGGCCCAUACAGGUUUUUUGGUGAGCCUGUGGUGAAAGCUUGUGUUGAGAAUGGUACAAGCUGUAUCGACAUCAGUGGAGAACCUCAGUUCCUGGAAGGAAUGUAUCUGAAUUACAAUGACAAAGCUGCAGAAAAAGGAGUAUAUAUUAUUGGAAGCUGUGGCUUUGACUCUAUCCCAGCAGAUAUGGGAGUAUUGUACACCAGAAAUUCUUUGAAAGGUACAUUAACUGCAGUUGAAAGUUUCCUGACUGUAAAAUCUGGACCAGAGGGUUCCUGCAUUCAUGAUGGGACCUGGAAAUCAGCUAUACAUGGCUUUGCAGAUCAAGACAAUCUGAAAAAAAUUCGAAGGCAAAUAGGACACAAACCCCUUCCAGUGACUGGAAGAAAGCUUAAGAGAAGAGGUGCAGUGUUUUACAGUAAUGAACUUAAACAGUAUUCCAUUCCGUUCAUGGGAUCAGAUGUCUCUGUAGUAAAACGAACACAGCACUAUUUGCACACAGACCUGAAUGAAACACCUGUGCAAUAUGCUGCUUAUGCGACUGUGGGUGGUCUUGGAUCUGUUAUUAAGCUAAUGUUUGCUGGCCUUUUAUUUUUAAUGCUUGUGAAAUUCAACUUUGGAAGAAAGCUCCUGCUAAAAUAUCCUGAAUUUUUUUCUGGGGGACAUUUCACAAAGGAAGGACCAACAGAAAAACAGAUGGAAGGGUCAUCCUUUGAAAUGACCUUUUUUGGUGAGGGAUACAGAACAGAAGAAGAUUUACAACUGGGCAAACCAAAUGUGAAAAUCUGCACCCAAGUAAAGGGACCAGAGGCUGGCUAUGUUGCUACACCCAUUGCAAUGGUUCAGGCAGCUGUGGCACUUCUGAAGGACAAAUCUUCUCUUCCUAAAAAGGGUGGUGUCUAUUCUCCUGGGGCUGCAUUCUCCAAUACAAAACUUAUUGACAGGCUCAAGAAGCAUGGAAUUGAGUUUUCUGUUAUUAGCCAGCCUGAAGUCUGAAACAAGAAAAAACACCCUGAAGGCUGCAUGAC